AUGGCAGACCGAUUCUGGAACUCUAUGCCCACGGCUCUGCAGAGGCCCACUCUUGACGAGCUGUACAGACGCUUGAGGGACCUGGACCACACCCAGAUCGACGAGAGAAUGGCGAUAGUUUUGAAAAUGUUCAAUCUAAGCAGACAUCCAGCUGGAUACAGUAAAAACUUAUAUUUCGACUUAACUAGAUCUCUUUUGAAUGCAUCAGUCACAGAAGUAUGCCACUUGAUCAAAUCCAGGUGUAGCGGACAUAGUACUUUUAUUGUUCUGCUAUGUGACCAAAAGGGUAGAUUGGAGCAGAAUACUACAAUUUUCAGUCAAGAAGUUUCAUUUAAAAUUUUGUCCUGCAUGAGCGAUGCAUAUGAGGAUUUGAUAGAUAAUCUAACCAAAGGCGAUGGCUGUAGGAUUUUAAUCACCAAUAGUUAUUUCCUUAGCAAUUUCCUCGUAAAUUACAAUACAAUGGACUUGUUUCUGGUUAUUGAUGACUGGGCCGUUACUUCAAAUACACGAUACUUUGAACAAGGUCGUCUGAAAAAGUUCAAGUUUUCAAGCAGUCUUUAGAAAUAUCUCAAUCGUCCUUAAAUGAUUUGUUGGAAAAGACGAAAAUUAGUUCUCCGUUCAUAACCAGUAAGUACUGCUAUGUCAACCCACCAAACUGUAACAAAGCAGCAAAGUUUGAUCUCUACAAAAUCUACGAAAGUUUCUGCAUCGACUUGGAUCAUUUUCUCAAAAAAGACUCCAACUUUCACAUUUUAAAAAGACAUCAAGAUAAAUUGCCCAAAGAUGUCUAUUAUCAGCCCGCAGUUUCAGUUAUAAUCGACAUCGAAAUAAAUCAGAUAUGUUUUGUUUACUCGUUAUGGAAAACCGAUGUCAAGUUGGCUAUCGAUCGUGACUUGCCGGAACCAGUUUUAGAACAGCUUCAAGUCUGUUUGAAAGAAAUGUGUGCUGAAGUUCUGGAACGCGUGAAGAGCUCUGGAGAAAUUGACGGAGAGUCGAACGAGGUUCUGAAAAGAGGGAAACUGAUCCGACAAGUUAUCAAGGAUCUAAAUCAGGAAGAGGACGAGGACAUCUUCUUGUCAAUUGAGGCCGACACGAAUGUGGACAGUAUGAUGAAGGGACAUUUGGGGAGCAAGAAGAGAAGAAGAGUGUACAAGAAGUCGUUUCCUGUUAAUUUUACUUCCAAUUCCAUCCCAACUGACUCGAAACAGUGUUACUUUUACUCUAUCAAUAUGAAGAUGUACAAGAAAGCAUCACAUAUUACAGGAGCGGCUGCGAACUCCGAUCUAAUUCUGGACACUGACCAAUGCUACGGCAUCAUCGCUUCAGUGCCCCUGCCCCCCUCGCUGCCCCAAUUCACAGUGCACACGCGGGAGGGGGAGGAGCAUGUGGGGAUCCAGCUACGCCAGUGCAUCCUGAUGUCAGAUGAUGAGAUAGACUCGGUGGAGAUGUUCCACCAAUACGUGUUUAACGAAGUGCUGCGAGUGGAGAAAGAUAACCUCGUGUUUGACCCGAACGAAUCGCCUCUCCAGUAUUACAUAGUUCUUGCAUCUGAAGACGAAGACGGAAUCUUCAUCGAUUUCCAACUGAUGAGUGACAUAAUAGCGGAUUCGCAAAUUCACUUCAAACAACAACACCCCUUUAAGUUCAACGCCAACAUAUUCAACAAUGCAGUUGUCUCUCCAACUUACCGCAAGCAAGAACGACCUCACAGAAUGUACGUGGUGAAAAUAAGGAACGACUUGAACCCUCUGUCCGAGUUUCCGAGGAGUGCUUUGUACGAGACGUACUCGGAUUAUUACCGCAUAAAGUACGGAGCAGAUAUCACUAAUCUGAAACAGCCUCUCUUAGAGGUAGAAUACACGAAUCUGAGGCUGAAUUUACUGACUAAUAGAUUUGGACGGAUGGCUAAUGGUAAGAAUGGCAAAAUGGCCAACAAUCUGAGCGCCAGAGGUGACGAAGACAGAGGACAGCAGAAGUUAAUUGAACCACUGGAUGCAAAUGACAAGCAGUUUUUUGUACCUGAGCUUUGCAUGGUUUGGCCGAUAGGAGCUGCACUUUGGAAGAAAACUAUCUGCUUACCAUCUGUGCUUUACCGUCUGGAACAGCUGCUGGUUAGUCACAGUGUUCAGAUGCAGAUAAAUCUUGAAGCUCUCCAGGUUGACGUGAAGAAACAUUGGGAUGAAAUGAACCGAUGUGAACAAAGUGUUAUUUACAACUCAGAAUUCGAAAAGAAAUAUUUUGAGCAACAAGUUCAUAAUUUCGAAGGAUUCGACGUGUCUCUAUCUUCCACGUCUAUUCCUACAUCUCUUCAAGUUCUGCAGUGUCUAACUAUGGCUUCUUGCACAGACGUGGCCAACUUAGAGAGAGUGGAGACCAUCGGCGACUCUUUUCUCAAAUAUGUCACUUCAGUAGCUCUGUCUCUGUCCCAUCCAGAUGCUUCGAGUGGAGAAUUGUCAGUUAGAAGAUGCAGAUUUAUCAGCAAUGAGAAUUUGUUCAAAUUAGGUGUAGAGAAAAAUUUUCCGGGAUGUAUAUACUAUCAGACAUUUGAUCCAACUUCUAAUUGGUUGCCUCCAUCUUACGUUUAUCAGCCUUCUGAUGAUGCUGCAGAAGCCACCGGUUCACAAGUGAAGGUAAACUUUUCUGAAGAUUGGAAGGCGGUUGAAACUGGAGUCUGGUCCAGUGAGUUGGUAAAUACGGAAGAAGGUGCGGCUGCUAAUCCUGAAGAUGUAAAUGCUGCUACUUAUAGAAUUUGGGCUCAAACAGCCGCCGAGCAGCAAACAGGUGUUGACUGGGGGACCCUAGAACCAUCGGAGUCUUCGUCGCCCAAUGGGACCAACAAUCUGAUCCCUCUUAACGGCACCGGGGCUAAUGGUAUGAAUGGAACCAAUGGUAUUAAUGGACGUAACGGAAGCUUUUCGCCCAGAAAUGGAAGUCUACCGUCGUCGCCUUUUGGUGUUUUUUCGCUCUCAGAUGAUUUACUUGGCGGCCUGGAGCAGUCCGAAAUCGACCAAGAAAUUGAAGAUUUGUUUCUCGAUCCAGAAGGGGAAAUUUUGUCACCUCCAGAUUUCAGUAGCUCUCGUGGUCCCACGGGAUAUUCUACAAAACCUAAAGUACGAUCCAAAAACACAAAUGCAAUUGAUAAAUCGAAUCUGCCAUCGCCCUACUUGGAAAAUUGCUUGUCAGACAAAAGCAUUGCCGAUGUCAUUGAAGCGCUGAUUGGCUGUUACUUUGUCCAAUCAGGGUCAGCAACUGCUUUCAAAUUGAUGAGUUGGCUUAAUUUACCGGUGAUUGAAAAAGAAGCAUCGUUUCAAAGAUUCAUGAGUCCGUUGAACGACUUUGAACGAACUAUAUUCGGCUCGAGAGAUCUUGCAGAUGUAGAAAGAAUCAUAAAUUACACUUUCAAACACAAGCGAAUCCUUCUAGAAGCUUUCACGCAUCCAACAAUGUCAGACCUUUACCCUUGUUUGAGAAAUUACCAGCAACUCGAGUUUAUGGGAGAUGCAGUGUUGGAUUUCAUCAUAACUAAAGAAGUGUUUUUUCACCCCAGCUACUUUUCAUCAGGAGCUGUGACCGACAUGAGAGCUGCGCUAGUCAAUAACAUAAUUUUUGCCUCUUUAGCUGCCAAUAUUGGUUUGCAUAAGUACCUAAUACAUAUAUCUCCACUGUUGUGCAAUCACAUAAAUGAGUUCAUCAAUUACAAAACAGCAAAAAAGAAAAUCGGCAAAGUUGUAGAAAAUCAGCAAGAUGAAUUUCCGACUUCACAACUUGGUCUUUCGGACGAUUUGAAGGAGUUGGAGGUCCCAAAGCCACUUGGAGAUGUGUUUGAGUCACUGGCAGCUGCUAUAUACAUAGACUCUUCCUUCGACCUAAACGUGGUGUGGGAAGUGUUGAAACCAAUCAUAGGACCCCUAUUGGAACUAUAUGCUGAGAACACCCCCGUCUCACCGAUGAGGGAAUUGAUGGAACUGAAGCCUGGCCGAGUGCUGUUUGAGAGGAUGCAAGACACCCUGGAUCACAAGGUGCAAGUGCGAGUCACAGUCACUGCAUUGUCUUCCUACAUCGGAGUGGGAAUCAAUUUGAGGACGGCCAAGUGCGCGGCCGCACAACAGGCACUGAAAGACAUCAAGAGCAAGGCUGGUUGAAUCAGUGAGAACCGAAUGGGAGUCAGUCACUUGGCUAACCAAAAACAAUGAACUGAUCAAGAUUUUAAAUCAAUUAGAGCAAUUAAACUGAUUGAAAAUCUUUCAAGAACUGUAGUCCUUACAAAGAAAUUUCAAUUUAUAUGUUUAUAUGCUAGGUUCUGCAUUUUCUAUUGAUUUGAACGGCUGCAUUUCUUUGUAAGUAAGGAUUUUUGCAUGUUUUAAAUUAAAGCUAUUGAAAAA
Messenger RNA from Symsagittifera roscoffensis, 4382 nucleotides. RefSeq names its product endoribonuclease Dicer-like. Lineage: Eukaryota; Metazoa; Xenacoelomorpha; Acoela; Convolutidae. Gene Ontology annotation, biological process: pre-miRNA processing; siRNA processing; apoptotic DNA fragmentation. The record is from RefSeq and is a predicted model, not a curated record. Gene Ontology annotation, cellular component: nucleus; cytoplasm; RISC complex. Gene Ontology annotation, molecular function: protein binding; deoxyribonuclease I activity; RNA binding.